AUGACUACAAGAUCCUUAACUUUAACUCACGGUUCCAUUGAACAUAAAUUAUCCGUUCCAAACGUCUCCUUUUUUGCUGCAUUUCAAUUACAAGAACAAUUUAAAAAGACCUUACCAGAUCCAACAGAGGGGUUUGCUGCUGAUGAAGAACCUUCCUCUUCUGCUGAACUUCUAGGGAAGUUUUUGGCCUAUAUCUCUUCUUUAAUAACACCAGAAACAAAAACGCAAUUCGAUGCCGUUUUAAAUGUCGCUCUACAAGAAUUUGAAAAUAGUUAUUUGCAAGGUAAUGAUAUUCAUACUUUUGCUGCUAAACUUUUGCAAGAGAAUGAAUCCAGUACAUUGCCAAAAGUUAAAGAAUUGAUAAGAAAUUUCUUAACUGCUACAUUUAUCUCUACUGGUAAAGUUGCCAUUGCUAAAUCGAAAUCUGCUUUAAUAAAAUCCGUUGAAGAUAAGAAAUCUGAAUUAGUGGCAAUCUUUGGUGGUCAAGGUAAUACAGAUGAUUAUUUUGAAGAAUUAAGAGAACUGUAUACUGUCUAUAAUGUUUUGAUUUCCGAUAUUAUCCACACUUCUCAUGAUACGUUAAAUGAAUUAAUUAAAUCCACACCAGGUGCAGAAAAGGUCUUUACUCAAGGUUUUGAUUUAUUGGAAUGGUUAGAAACACCAUCAAAAACACCAGACGUUGAUUAUUUAUUAUCUAUCCCAAUCUCAUGUCCAUUAAUUGGUGUUAUUCAACUAGUCCAUUAUGCAGUUACAGCAAAAUUAUUAGAUUUUACACCAGGUCAAUUGAGAGACCAUUUAGCUGGCGCUACUGGUCAUUCUCAAGGUUUAGUAACUGCUAUUGCUAUUGCAGAAGCCGAUUCAUGGGAUUCUUUUUACAACAUUAUGAAGAAAGCAAUUUCAUUAUUGUUCUUUAUUGGUGUACGUUGUGAUUUAGCCUAUCCAAACACUUCGUUACCACCUUCUGUUGUCAAGGACUCCAUUGAAAAUGGUGAAGGUACUCCAUCUCCAAUGUUAACUAUUUCUAAUUUAUCGCAAGAACAAGUCCAAAGUUACAUUGAUGAAACUAAUUCACAUUUACCAAAGGAAAAACACGUUGUCGUCUCUCUUGUUAACGGUGCUAGAAAUUUAGUUGUUUCUGGUCCACCACAGUCCUUAUAUGGUUUAAAUUUGGUUUUAAGAAAGGCUAAAGCUCCAGCUGGUUUGGAUCAAGCAAGAAUUCCAUACAGUGAAAGAAAAUUGAAGUUCUUUAAUAGAUUCUUACCAAUUACCUCUCCAUUCCAUUCUCCAUUAUUGAGUCCAGCCAACGAUGCCAUCCUUUCGGACUUAACAUAUCAAGGUAUCGAUUUCAAACAAUCUGAUAUUAAGAUUCCAGUCUAUGACACCUUUGAUGGCCAAGAUUUAAGGAAGUACCAGGGUUCGUUGGCUGCUAGAAUUGUCGAUUGUAUCAUUAAUUUACCAGUCAAAUGGGAGACUGCUUGUCAAUUUUCUGCUUCUCACAUCCUUGAUUUCGGUCCAGGUGGUGCUUCUGGUUUGGGUGUUCUAACUCAUCGUAAUAAAGACGGUACUGGUGUUCGUGUCAUCGUAGCUGGUUCUUUAGAUUUAAACUCUGAAGAUGAUUAUGGUUUCAAACAAGAGAUAUUUGAUAUCUCUGUAUCUGGACUAAAGAGAAACCAAGACUGGUUACAAGAAUUUCAUCCAAAAUUGGUUAAGAAUAAGAAUGGUAAAAUAUAUGUUGAUACCAAAUUCUCUAGAUUAAUUGGUAGAGCACCAUUGUUAGUUCCAGGUAUGACUCCAACAACAGUCUCUCCGGAAUUUGUUGCUGCAACUAUCAAUGCUGGGUAUCAAAUUGAAUUAGCUGGUGGGGGUUACUUUGCAGCUGAAGGUAUGACCAAAGCUAUUGAUGAAAUUAUAUCUCAAAUUAAACCAGGUUACAGCUUAUCUAUUAAUUUAAUCUAUGUUAAUCCAAGAAUGUUACAAUGGGGUAUUCCUUUGAUUAAAGAAUUGAGAGUUAAAGGUUACCCAAUUGCUGGUGUUACCAUAGGUGCUGGUGUCCCAUCUCUUGAAGUUGCUACUGAAUAUAUUGAAACUUUAGGUUUGACUUACUUAGGUUUGAAACCAGGUUCUAUUGAUGCUAUUUCUCAAGUUAUUAGUAUUGCCAAAGCACAUCCAAAAUUCCCAAUUCUUUUACAAUGGACUGGUGGUAGAGCUGGUGGUCACCACUCUUACGAAGAUUUCCAUGCUAAUAUGUUACAGAUGUAUUCAAAGAUUAGAAGACAAUCUAAUAUUAUAUUAAUAGCUGGUUCUGGUUUCGGUUCUGCUGAUGACACCUACCCAUACUUAACCGGUGAAUGGUCUACUAAGUUUGACUACCCACCAAUGCCAUUUGAUGGUUUCUUAUUUGGUUCUAGAGUUAUGAUUGCUAAAGAAACUAAGACUUCUUAUGCUGCCAAACAAGCUAUUGUUGAUUGUUCUGGUGUUCCAGAUUCUGAAUGGGAAGGUACUUACAAAAAGCCAACUGGUGGUAUUCUAACUGUUCGUUCCGAAAUGGGUGAACCAAUUCACAAGAUUGCAACACGUUGUGUUAUCUUCUGGAAGGAGAUGGAUGACACUAUUUUCAAUCUACCAAAGAAUAAAUUGCAACCAGCUUUAGAUGCUAAGAGAGAUUAUAUCAUUAAGAAGUUGAAUGCAGACACUCAUAAGCCAUGGUUUGCUACUGUAAAUGGUGAAAUUCGUGACAUUACUCAAAUGACAUAUGAAGAAGUUGCUAAAAGAUUGGUUGAAUUAAUGUUCAUUAGAAAGACGAAUUCUUGGAUUGAUGUCACUUUAAGAAACUUCACUGGUGAUUUCUUGCGUCGUGUCGAAGAACGUUUUACUGAUAAAAAGACGACUUCUUUAAUUCAAUCUUAUACUGUUUUGAAUGAACCAGAAAAGGCUUUAGAUGCUGUCUUUAAUGCAUAUCCAGCUGCUAAAGAACAAUAUAUGAAUGCACAAGAUGUUGAUCACUUUUUAAACAUGUGUGAAAACCCAUUCCAAAAACCAGUUCCAUUUGUUCCAAUUCUUGAUCAUAGAUUUGAAUUUUUCUUUAAGAAGGAUUCUUUAUGGCAAUCAGAACAUAUUGAAGCUGUUAUUGAUGAAGAUGUCCAAAGAACUUGUAUUUUACAUGGUCCUGUUGCUGCAGAAUUUACCAAGAAAAUUGAUGAACCAAUUAAGGAUAUUAUGGACAGUAUCCAUGAAGGACACAUUGAGAGAUUAGUUAAAGAUUACUAUAAUAAUGAUAAGUCUUCUAUUCCAAUCAUAGAAUACAUCGGUGGUGAAGAACCAGUUAUGACUGAUAUUGAAAAAUCAGAGCAGAAGCUUGUUUUCCAUGCUCAUACUAAUACUUGUCCAAUUGAAUGGUUUAAAUUAUUAGCUGGGAAUAAGAAGAAUUGGAGAUAUGCAUUCUUUACAACAGAAAGAUUCGUCCAAGGUAAGUUAUACACUGACAACGCUGCUAAGAAGGUUUUCAAGCCAUGUCAUCGUAUGAUUGUUGAAAUUGAAAAUCCAAAUGAUUCAUCUUCCACUGUUGUCACUUUAACUGAACGUAUUCAAGGUGAACAAAAGAAGACUGCUACGUUAAGACUUAUCAAAGACAAUAUUAUUGAAAUGAAUUUAAUUGAAAAUAGAACUAUGGAUGGUACUCCAGUCGUCUUACCAUUGCUUUACACUUACAAUAUAGAUGAUGGUUUUGCACCAAUUUCUGAAGUCAUGGAGGAUCGUAACAAGCGUAUUAAAGAAAUGUAUUGGAAACUAUGGAUUGAUGAGCCAUUUAACUUGGACUUCGAUCCAAGAAAAAUCAUCAAGGGUUCUGAUUUUAUAAUUACUGCUGACGCCAUCGCAGAAUUUACUUAUGCAAUUGGUAAUAAUUGUGAAGAUUUUGUUGCUAGACCAGGUAGAAAGCUACUUGCUCCAAUGGAUUUUGCAAUUGUUGUUGGUUGGAGAGCAAUCAUUAAAGCUAUUUUCCCAGAGACUGUUGAUGGUGAUUUACUGAAAUUAGUACACUUAUCUAAUGGAUAUAGGAUGAUUCCAGGUGCAUCACCAUUACAAGAGGGCGAUGUGAUUUCUACUUCUGCUAUUAUUAAAUCUGUUGUUAAUCAACCAACUGGUAAGGUUGUUGAGGUUGUUGGAACUUUAUCCAGAGAAGGAAAGCCGGUUAUGGAAGUUGUGUCCUCCUUUUUCUACAGAGGUGUCUAUGAUGAUUUCCAAAACACAUUCCAAAGAAUUACUGAACCAGUUUACCAAAUGCAAGUUACAUCUGCUAAGGAUGUAGCUGUUUUGCGCUCUAAAGAAUGGUUCCAAUUGGAUGAUGAGGAUAUCGACUUAUUAGGAAAAACUUUGACUUUUGAAACUGAAACUGAGGUUACAUUUAAGAAUGCUACUGUUUUCUCUUCUGUUCAAUGUACUGGUCCUAUUAAGUUAGAAUUGCUUACAAAGGAAAAGGUUGAGAUUGGUGUUGUUGACUAUUCCGCUUCUGAAUCUUGUGGUAAUCCAGUUGUUGAUUUCUUAAAAAGAAAUGGUUCUACUCUAGAACAGAAAGUCAAUUUAGAAAAUGCUAUUCCAAUUGCAAUUUUGGAUACACAAUCACCAAGCACUAAUGAAACUUAUGGUAGAAUUUCUGGUGAUUUGAAUCCAAUUCAUGUUUCUCGUCACUUUGCUAACUAUGCUGAUUUACCAGGUACUAUUACUCAUGGUAUGUACUCUUCUGCUGCUAUUCGUGCCUUGAUUGAAAACUCUGUUGCUGAUGGUGUUUCAUCUAGAGUUCGUGCUUACAGUUGUAAAUUCCAAAAUAUGGUCUUGCCAAAUACACCAUUAAAAACAACUAUCCAACAUGUUGGUAUGAUCAAUGGUAGAAAGUUGAUUAAGUUUGAAACUAAGAAUGAGGCAGAUGUUGUUGUUUUAAGUGGUGAAGCUGAAAUUGAGCAACCAGUUUCCACAUUUGUUUUCACUGGUCAAGGUUCUCAAGAACAAGGUAUGGGUAUGGAUCUGUAUGAAAAAUCUGCUGUCGCUAGAAAUGUAUGGGAUAGAGCUGACAAUCACUUCAAAAAGACAUAUGGUUUCUCUAUUUUAGAUAUUGUGAGAAAUAAUCCAAAGGAAUUGACAAUUUACUUCGGUGGUGAAAAGGGUAGAAAGAUCAGAGAAAACUAUACUUCCAUGAUUUUCGAAACUGUUGUUGGCAAUGAGAUUAAGACCGAAAAGAUCUUUAAAGAAAUCAAAGAAGACACUUAUUCAUACACCUUUAAAUCACCAAGUGGUUUGCUUUCAGCUACUCAAUUUACUCAACCAGCCUUGACUUUAAUGGAAAAGGCUGCUUUUGAAGAUUUAAGGUCUAAAGGUUUAAUUCCAGCUGAUGCUGCUUUUGCUGGUCAUUCUUUGGGUGAAUACGCUGCCUUAUGUUCCUUAGCUGACAUUAUGUCUAUUGAAUCUCUAGUUGAAGUUGUUUUCUACAGAGGUAUGACUAUGCAAGUUGCAGUUCCAAGAGAUGAACAAGGUAGAUCUAACUAUGGUAUGGUUGCUGUUAACCCAAGUAGAGUUUCUCCUACAUUCAAUCAAGAAGCAUUAAUGUUUAUUGUAGAAAAAGUUGCCAAGAAAACAGGUUGGUUAUUAGAAAUUGUUAAUCACAAUGUUGAGAAUCAACAGUAUGUUGCUGCUGGUGAUUUAAGAGCAUUAGACACUUUAUCUAACACUUUGAACUUAAUUAAAUUGCAAAAGAUCGACAUUAGUAAAUUGAGGGAAUCAAUGUCCUUAGAAGAAGUUGAAUCUCAUUUGUUUGAAAUCGUUGAUGAAAUCUCCAAAAAAUCGUUAGCUAAGGCGCAACCAAUUGAAUUGGAAAGAGGUUUUGCUUGUAUUCCAUUACGUGGUAUUUCUGUUCCAUUCCAUUCUUCUUACUUAAGGAGUGGUGUUAAGCCAUUCAAGAACUUCCUAAACAAGAAUAUUGUCAAGGAAAAUGUUAAGGCAGACAAAUUAAUUGGCAAAUAUAUCCCAAACCUAACUGCUAAGCCAUUUGAAUUAACUAAAGAAUACUUCCAAGAUGUUUACAAUUUGACUGGCUCCGAUCGUAUUAAGGCAAUUCUUGAUAAUUGGGAAUUUUAUCAAAACUAG
Arxiozyma heterogenica is the source of this 6135-nucleotide messenger RNA. It is a transcript of the gene FAS1, whose product is annotated as tetrafunctional fatty acid synthase subunit FAS1. Gene Ontology annotation, molecular function: [acyl-carrier-protein] S-malonyltransferase activity; [acyl-carrier-protein] S-acetyltransferase activity; enoyl-[acyl-carrier-protein] reductase (NADH) activity. Gene Ontology annotation, biological process: long-chain fatty acid biosynthetic process. NCBI's taxonomy places the organism in Eukaryota, Fungi, Ascomycota, Saccharomycetes, Saccharomycetales, Saccharomycetaceae. Gene Ontology annotation, cellular component: fatty acid synthase complex. The coding region runs from base 1 to 6135 and encodes 2044 amino acids. The transcript has a single exon. The record is from RefSeq and is a predicted model, not a curated record.